ACAUCAGUAGGUCUCCGAGCAGGCAUACGCUCUCACCACCAGUGAGUGGCUAUUCUGAUUGAUGGGAGUUUGGCCCCGCUGUUUUGGCUUUCUAUCGGUGACCCCGGAGAAUGGACAGGAAAAGUUUCACCCCAGAGGAUUGCUGUUGGUGACCGGAGAUGUUGUGGGACUGGGGAGCUGAUAUACCCAGUGGUCUGUGUCAUCUCCGCCCCCUGGCCAAGGGGUCAUCCUGAUCUCUGAACCCCCACUCCUCACCCUCCUCCCACCAGCCUGACCCAGCGACCACCCCACCUUGCACCCAACCAAGCGGACCGAAGACCCCUAAACAGAGCCAGGCUCAAUCACCACCUCAAGUCCUCUGAGAUCACGCAGGUCUUAAGUGAAGAUUCUUUUGGAAGUUGUAAAAAGAGAGAAAUCAAGAAGCACUUUUUUUUAAAGACCGAUCACGAAAAGAGCAGACAGAAAAUUGGAGGGAUGUUAGCAAGUCUACAGUAUGACUGACAGAAAGAAAGUGUUCUGAUGCAGACUAUAGAGGAUCUUCGUGACUCAAAUGUGGAACAACCCAACAACUUCAGCGAUGGAAGGCCCCUUUGUUUAAGAUCUCCAGGUGUGACAGCAUCUGACAUUUGACCUUUGAGAAACCCAACUGACGUCUAGCGGGACAAUGGAGCCACGUGAAUCUGCUGCUGGACCAAAAUGCACCAAGGAUCCCCGGGAGAAGCUACAAAGGAAGUGGGUCUCUGAGCCCUCAGCUGGCACAAAAAGAAGCACUUUUGCUGACCCGGAGGAAAAGAGGCACUCGCAUCGCGAAAUCCUUCAAAGUGGUGCCAGUGGCAGCAAUAUUACUGGCUCAGCACGAAAGUAUGGCUCUGGGAAGCUGCUAUCAACUGCAAUGGGUCAGUCAUCUCAAGAUAGUCAGUACGCACAGGCUUUCCCUCGUACUUACGCCUACCAGUUACCACAACCGUACCCACAACAACCCAUGCAAGAGCGCUUCCUGUCCGGAGCCAAGCCACAGCCCGGUCUGGAGGCCCAUGCCUGGCCCUUCGCUGGACAGCUCCCAUCCGACGACAUAUUCCCUGGACACUCCCGUGCCCAUGGAGUUUUCCCUCGUCAGAAAUCUCCCAGUUUACCCAGUUCUUUUGGCCAGUAUUCCCAGUCAGGGCCGGAGCCACCAGAGGAGGCAUACAAGAAGGAGCAGAAACCCAAGAAGCCAGGGAAGUACAUCUGCCACUACUGUGGAAGGGCUUGUGCUAAACCCAGCGUGCUGAAGAAGCACAUUCGUUCACACACUGGGGAACGCCCCUACCCUUGUGUCCCCUGUGGGUUCUCAUUUAAAACCAAGAGUAAUUUGUAUAAACACAGGAAAUCUCAUGCCCAUGCCAUCAAAGCAGGACUAGUCCCAUUCUCCGAACUGGCAGUUUCACGCACAGACAUGGAUCAGGCAUCCUCAGUGGGAGAGACGGAAGUACACUCAGACGGUGAACAGAGCACAGACACCGACGAGGAAACUGCAGAGGCCUCCAUGUUUAUGGACAAAGGCAGCCCUAUUCCCCAGAUAUCAUUUGAGAUGGACAAAAGCACAAUGGAGAAGGGUAGGGAGCCGGCAUAUGCUGACUCAGCUGAGGAGCUAGCUAUGGCUUCCAUGAAAGUGCCUAUCCUAAUUGUCCCAAAACAAGGGGUCCCACCAACAGCAUUGGAGUGCCCCCCAUUCACGGACCUCAAGGCUUCUCACAUCAGCUCCCAGGUUGGCCGCGUGGAUGACUCUCCCACUAUCAAACAGAGACUGGCUCUGAGACUGACAGAGAAGAAGGGAUCACAGGACUCAGACCAGCAGUCCCAGCAGUCCCUGAACCUUCUGAGUCCACACAGCAAAGGCAGCACAGACUCAGGCUACUUCUCCCGGUCAGAGAGUGCAGAGCAACAAAUCAGCCCUCCCAACACAAACGCAAAGUCCUAUGAGGAGAUCAUGUUUGGUCGGACUUGGUAUUACAAACCUAACUCUGCUAGAUCUAGACAAUCCAUUGCAGUAGGCAUGGCCACUGUUGGCCAAGACACUAACAUAGUAAUGGGGAAGAUAUCUGAGGAUCAUAUUUUUUUCCGAAAUGAUAGCGGUGAAGUGCAACUAUUAGCAGGUGUUGACCCUAAGCAGUAUCCCACAGGCCCUUGCCAAAGCAACACAGGUCUACUAGAGACUCCUUCUGAUUCAGGGACACUCAUUAGGAGUAACUCAAUGCCAACAUCAUCCCCGACCAACCUCAACGUCCCACCGGGGAUAAGAGUGAGCCACUCCUUUGACGAGAUGAUGACCACUGAUGAUGUCUUCUACCCGGGUGCUGCCGGUCUGAGGAGGCUUAGGAGACAGGCAGCUUUUGAGCAUUCAGCACAUGAAGGGCAUGGCGACUAUGAAACCUAUGGACACGUUCCCAAGAACGCAGCCCCAUCCGUGGCAUUAAAGCUAGGGGAGCGCAGUCCUGUGGUGCCAGAGCAUACAGCAUACAGCCCAUAUGGUACUAAAGUGGGAAUGACAGAGAUUGCCACUCGUAAACGCAGGAAGGAAAAGAGUGUAGGAGAUGAGGAGGAUGGCCCUGUCCAGUACGACAGUAGUUGUAGUGGCUCAGUAGAUAUGAUCAGAGAUUAUGAUUCAAAACACGGUAGUCAAGAGGGUUCAAGGGGGACACCUACUGGAAAGGGAUCCAUGGGAUCUAUGUACAGUGCACAUAGCCAAUCAGACAGUUUUGAAACAUGCUGUAGUAGCAUGUGCUCAGAGGACGUAGUGCUAGUCCCAGACUCUGACAGAAAGGCAGCUGGCAAUGUUAUAUCUGUCAUUCAGCACACCAACUCACUCAGUAGGCCAAACUCCUUUGAGAAGUCAGAGUCCUUCGAGCACCCAGCCUACCUGCAAGAUAAACCCUCCAGCCAAUAUUCAGAGCAGUCAGAUACAGAGAACAUAGAGGAUGUGCAGAGCCCAGAGUUUAUCCUGAGGUCUGAGAGCAUGGAGCUGCAGCAGCAAAGCAACAGUGAUUUAGUUUCAUCCAACCAGCCCUGUCACAUGCCCCCCAAACUGGUACGUCAGCCUAACAUCCAAGUGCCUGAAAUCAGGGUGACAGAGGAGCCAGACAAACCAGAGAAAGAGCCUGAUGUACUGACCAAGGAGCCGGAGAAGCACGUUGAAGAGUUCCAGUGGCCCCAGAGGAGUGAGACACUGUCCCAGCUCCCUGCGGAGAAGCUGCCUCCUAAGAAGAAGCGUCUGCGUCUGGCAGACCUGGAGCACUCCUCUGGGGAGUCCAGCUUUGAGUCUUGCACCAGCCUGUCCAGGAGCCCCAGCCAGGAGAGCAACCUGUCCCACAGCUCCAGCUUCUCUAUGUCCUUUGACAGGGAAGAGAGCCUAAAGUCUGUGUCACCGUCCAAGCAGGAGGACUUUGGCAAGCAGUCUGAGUACAGCGGAAACUCUCUCACUAUCCCCGGCCAUCACCAGCAGAGGGAGAUGCGACGCUCCUCAUCAGAACAGGCUCCCAGCGCUCUGCCCACCGAGAUCCCAGAGAUCCGUAGCAAGUCCUUCGACUAUGGUAGCCUCUCAACAUCAUCCAGACAGGGAGAGGUUUACUCCAGUGCAUCAGCCAUGAAAGAUCGGAGACGGGGCUACCUAGUAAGGCAGGCAUCCCUCAGCGUUUACCCUGAGACUGCGGUGCAUGAGCAUGGUGGUCUCGAAAUUACUGUCAAGCAAGAGCACUCGGACCAUGGACCCUCAUCUUGGCAGAGCCCCCCAUCCUCUCAAAGUUCUCUCGGUGCAUCAGCCAGCGAAGUAGCAAGACCCAAGAGAGGGUCACAUCAUCAUCUUCUGCAACAGAGCAUUAGUGAGGACAGCCAGGACGACUCACCACUGUUCCAGAAGUCAUCUCGUCUGCCAAGUCAACAGUCAUCUGAAGGAGAGCAUCCAGGUCACGAGCUCAUGAGCAAGGAAACAAUGCAAUACUCCUCACUCCAGAACAGCUUGGCUUCACUGCCUUUCCUGCCAUGUCAGCCGGGUCUGUUCUGGCAUCCUGAGUCCACACAGAGACACAAGCAGCAUCUGGCUUUCCAGCCACACCAGUUACAGAAACUACAUAUCAGACAGCCUAGUCUACCACACAUGAUCCAGAAAUCCAACCCACCUCUUAAUCAGCUACAGCAGAUUCAGGAGCAAUGCGAUGCAAAAGCUGACGGUGCUAUCAGUCAGAGCUAUCAGUAUCCCUCCAGAGCCUCCCCCCAGGCCCAGCAUUACGGAUCUCUACCGUCUAAAGUGGCUCUCACCGAGAGCACGGUGCUCCUGCAACAGGUCCAGCCAAUCUUCGCCACUCAGAAUGCAGGUUCACAGUCAUCUCUCCCAGGUAUGCUAGUCCCCGUUAGGAUACAGACUCAAGUGCCAUCUUACGGAAGUGUUAUGUACACAAGUGUUUCACAACUCUUAGCUAACCAUGGCCAGAGCACUUAUUCAGCAAGAGUCAUAUGCUCAGAGGGUGUAUCAUCUAGUUCACCCACAGGUUGCACUGUUUCAAAGCAAGGCGUUGGCUUCAAUUUAUCUCAGAUCCUUGGUCAGUCUGAGGGAGCUCUACGUUAUCCACUGUGGAAUAUUACGGAUCUGAACACUGAACACGGGAGACUGAACACGGGAAUUCCGCUGUCGUUGACAUCAGGAACCAUCUCCACCACGGAUGCGUCCUCCAGUAUUGGGGGAAGCAAGCGGAUGCUAUCACCCGCCAGUAGUCUGGAACUCUUUAUAGAGACCAAACAGCAGAAACGGGUCAAGGAGGAGAAGAUGUACGGUCAGAUUGUAAAGGAGCUGAGCGCUGUCGAGCUGAGUGCUUCGAAAGACAGCGGUAAGUUAUCAAAGUGUGCCCCUCUGAAGAGCGAGGGUUCAAUGGACGAUCAGGAGAGGAUGUCCUCCUCCCCAUCAGCAGACUUCCCCUCCACCAAAAUCCCAGUGCGUUCCAACGCACCUCACAUACCUGAUGUGCCACCAGCUGACAGCUUCACUCCCCCUCUGCAAAUCGUGACGGACUUUCCUGGUGGCAGAGAGUCUCCAGAGGAGCUGGACGUAGAUGACUCCACCCCAGAGGCUAGCUGCAGCCCACAGUUCAUGGUCUCCUCCAGUGACACUCCAGAGGAAGCCAAGCCACUCAUGGGCAGCAAGAUACCUGUCAACAUGCUGGUGCAGCUGGCUGCCAAUCAGAGUGGGGGUGCUGCCGGAAGCACUCUAAUGCUCACAGAUCUGGCCGACGUUCAGCAGUUCUUUCAGUUCCCCAGUCUUCGCACUACAACCAGUGUCAGCUGGUGCUUCCUGAAUUACACCAAACCAAACGACGCUCAGACGACUCCCCUGACUUCUGUCUAUGGCUCCUGGUGUGUCAGCUCCUACAACCCCAACCCUCUCAGCCUCAGCACCAAGGCUACUCUGGCCUUGCUCUGCUCCAAGCAGAGGAAGAACACAGAAACCUACACGAUGGCUGCUAUGUAUCAACCCAGGACUGGAAAACUUGUGUCCUCUCUUGCUUGGAAGCAGAAGUUUGAACAGAUGAAGCCAGAGCUCAUGCAGCUAGAUGUGAGCAAAUAUGGGAAGAAAAUCAAGGGGCUGAGCUCCAGGGAUCGAGUCAAGGAGGACCACGGAGAGAAGGAGGCCUCCUCAAAGCAGGCUGAGCCCACUCGCAUCAAAAUCUUUGAAGGAGGGUACAAAUCCAAUGAAGACUAUGUUUACGUGCGGGGCAGAGGAAGAGGGAAGUACAUCUGUGAAGAGUGUGGGAUCCGCUGUAAGAAGCCAAGCAUGCUGAAGAAACAUAUCCGCACACACACCGAUGUCCGGCCGUAUGUCUGCAAGUUCUGCAACUUUGCUUUUAAAACCAAAGGAAACCUGACAAAACACAUGAAGUCGAAAGCCCACAUGAAGAAGUGCUUGGAGCUCGGGGUGUCAGUGACAUCUGUGGAGGAUCCUGAUGCCGAGGAAGCUGACAAUGGCGAGGAUGGCCAGAGGGAGUCUGGGAAGAUGUCAGGCAUUAUGGCGGACCACCAGUUCUCAGACGCUGACGAUUCUGAUGGUGGCGAGGAUGACGGGGAUGAGGUGGAUGAUGAUGAAGACGAUGACGACGAUUACGAUGGCGACUCCACGCCGAAAACACGCUCCAGAAGCACUAGCCCUCAGCCCUAUGGCAUACCGUCUCUUUCCAUCACAGCUGUGGCGGCCUCUCAGAGUGCCUGCUCCUCAGACCUGCUGGGCCACGGCCCCAAACCUCCCAUCUUCAGCUACUUCACCAGCCUGCCCAGCAUCCAGAUCACCCAGCUCAUGGUGCCCAGCGAGCGUGCAGGCCAGGGCCAGAUGGCAGAGUAUCAGCGUCUGCUGCAGGGCGCCCUGGGCGAGGACUAUAAGAACAGGCUAGACAUACCCAGCUCCAUGGACAAGGACUUUGGCCUGUCCACAGAUCACAGCUCCUCGUCCUUUGACCUGUCCCCGUCUCGCCUCUCCUCUCCAGGCCUGGGGUCCUCCCCUCUCCGAGAGCCCUCCCCCACCACUUCCUCACGCAAGUACCUCUCCCCCCGACGGGACCUGUCCCCCCGUGGCCGCCUGUCACCCCACGGAGAGGUGUCCCCUCUCAGGCACAUCUCCCCCAAGAGAGACAUCUCCUUCAGGAGGGACCUCUCGCCUCGGAGGGACCUGUCCGCCAGAGGUCACCUCUCGCCCCUGUCCCAUGCCGGACGCCCCACGUCACCGGCCAGGGACCGGGGCAGGAGGGAGCUGUCUCCGCGCAGUCACCACCGAGGCAUGAUCAGACCUGUCUCCCCCAGGAGGGGAAUGCACCAUCACAGUGCCCCUUGGAGUCUAAGUCAGCACCUAGACUCAGAGAUGGUGUCACUGGGCCAGCGCAGUAGGAGCCACUCAGAGAUGGAGACAGAGCAGAAUAAGGGUUCCCCUCCCCACAGCAGCCAGGAGUCCCCUCUGUCCCACCAGGGCCUGUUCAGCCACCUCCCCCUGCACUCCCAGCAACAGGUCCGCACCUCCUUCCCCAUGAUCCCCAUCGGUGGCAUCCAGAUGGUGCACUCCGUGCCCACCUCAGUCACCGGCCUGACCCACCCCGCCCGCCUCCCCCUGCAGAAGAGCACGUCCGAGGAGUCCAGCACCAGCGAGGUCUCCUUCCACCUGGCCGAGGGAGGAGGAGGGUCCAGGGGUUCCACCGGGUCGUCUGACUCACCCCAGCGCCAGGAGAGGAUGGUGUCAUCAUCCUUUUCCUCUCGGGGGACGCCGGUCCCCUCCCCUGGCCCGUCCUUACCCUGGUCAGGAAGUCGCCAGGACAGCGCAGACAUGUCAGACAGCAAGGACAUUAAGCAGCAGGAGGAAAGCAUACAGACUUGUACCAAUGCUAUCGCCUCGCUCCGCAUCGCUACAGAACAUGACACUCUGGAGAAGGGCAUGUUGGUGUGCUCUUCAGACGCCCAUCAGAGACACCCCCCCCCACUGCAUCACUCCUCUCACCCCCCUUACCCCAGCCCCCAGGAGAGAGCCUCCAGCAGGAUUCAGCACUUUAGUGGCCUAGAGGUUAGGCAGUCCCCGGACGGCCACUCUGCCUCCCCUCUCCCCCUACACUCCAGGUCCAGCUUGGAGACCUCCCUGCCAGCCACAUCAAAGGGCCCGGCGGGUUCCACGGCAGGCCCAGGCCACUGUGCCAAGGAGAGGUCGCCAGGUCAACAAAGCCCAGGGGAAAGACCAGAAAGCACAAAGAGAGGCAAAAAUAUAUUAAAGGAUACCCCCGAGAACAGGUGAACAUUGUUAAAAAGGGAAGGACGUGCAACGCAAAGACAUCAACCCGUACAAUUGCACACACACACGACGCGCACACAGAGAGACAGACAUUUAAACACACACACGACGCGCACACAGAGAGACAGACAUUUAA
This is a messenger RNA of Oncorhynchus gorbuscha (pink salmon), 7922 nucleotides long. RefSeq names its product HIVEP zinc finger 2a (gene hivep2a). Gene Ontology annotation, biological process: regulation of transcription by RNA polymerase II. The record is from RefSeq and is a predicted model, not a curated record. Gene Ontology annotation, molecular function: RNA polymerase II cis-regulatory region sequence-specific DNA binding; DNA-binding transcription factor activity, RNA polymerase II-specific. Lineage: Eukaryota; Metazoa; Chordata; Actinopteri; Salmoniformes; Salmonidae. Gene Ontology annotation, cellular component: nucleus.